Messenger RNA from Alosa sapidissima (American shad), 4304 nucleotides. It is a transcript of the gene klhl15, whose product is annotated as kelch-like family member 15. Gene Ontology annotation, molecular function: protein binding. The transcript is spliced from 5 exons. The record is from RefSeq and is a predicted model, not a curated record. Gene Ontology annotation, cellular component: Cul3-RING ubiquitin ligase complex; nucleus. The coding region runs from base 661 to 2499 and encodes 612 amino acids. Lineage: Eukaryota; Metazoa; Chordata; Actinopteri; Clupeiformes; Clupeidae. Gene Ontology annotation, biological process: protein ubiquitination; nuclear protein quality control by the ubiquitin-proteasome system.
AGAGAAUAAUAUGGCGUCUAUGUUGGCGAUGGAUGCAUUAGAUGGACACAAUUUUAUUAUCCUACAUAAAUAACGUUGAUGGAAAGACGUAGAGUGACACCAAUGGACAGCGAAGCGGCACUGAUGAUUUAUUUUCAUAUUUUGUUCCCUUGAUCUGGGAUACACACCGGCACUCCAUGUCAGAAGAACCUCGAGCUCCCUGGUCGAAGAGGGGUUGUGUGGAGUCGCAUCGCCGAGGUAGAGCUAGUUUGUGCAGAGACAAUACUCUUGAUUGAUGUGUUGUUCGUCAAACUCGGGUAUCCGCUAUAUUGCAAAAUUACAACCAUAUUUUCAAUAAUCACUAGCGGUUGAUAAUUCACGCGAUAAAAUAUGACGAGAAAGGCAGAUUCCUGUGUCGGUGGCCUAACGUUAGAGGAUUGCUUAUCUGUAAGCUAACUAGCUGGCGCCUACCAUUGUAAAAGGUUCUCUGUGCCCCUAUCCAGAGCAGGGGAAACUCAAGCUGAGGAAAUGUGAGCGUCCCUUCAGCGCGUUGUCAGCGAAGUCCGCGACUGGCCAGGACGUCCCCAAAAGGUGAAUCACCCCUGAAAAGAGCAAGUUGAUUUUCUCUCAUCGGGCACAAGGGGCACUGUCCUCUGAUUGGCUCGGCCUCCCCCCCGUGACAUGCCCGUGGCCAAUCAGAGGUGUGUGAUGGGGGACGUGGAGGUGUACCUCUCCCAGGUACACGACGGCAGCGUGUCGUCCGGCUUCCGGGCCCUGUACGAGGAGCGUCUACUGCUGGACGUCACGCUGCUGAUCGAGGAGCACCACUUCCAGGCGCACAAGGCCCUGCUGGCCACCCAGAGCGACUACUUCCGGGUCAUGUUCACCGCCGACAUGCGCGAGCGCGACCAGGACAAGAUCCACAUGAAGGGCUUGACGGCGGCCGGCUUCGGCCACGUGCUGCGCUUCAUGUACUACGGCUCGCUGGAGCUGAGCAUGCCCACGGUCCAGGAGAUCCUCCAGGCGGCCAUGUACGUCCAGCUCACAGAGGCCGUGGAGUUCUGCUGCUCCUUCCUGCUGGCCAAGAUCUGCCUGGACAACUGCGCCGAGGUCAUGCGGCUGCUGGAGGACUUCAGCGUGGGGGUGGAGGGCGUGCAGGAGCAGCUGGACAACUUCCUGCUGGAGAACUUUGUGCCGCUGAUGGCGCGGCCCGACUUCCUGUCCUACCUGAGCCUGGAGAAGCUGAUGGCGUACCUGGACAGCGACAAGCUGAGCCGCUUCCCUGAGAUCGAGCUGUACGAGGCCGUGCAGUCCUGGCUCCGGCACGACCGCCGCCGCUGGAGACACACUGACGCCGUGGUGCAGAACCUCCGCUUCUGCCUCAUGACGCCCGCCAACGUGUUUGAGAAGGUCAAGACUUCGGAGUUCUACCGGUACUCCCGUCAGCUGCGGCAGGAAGUGGACCAGGCGCUCAACUACUUCCACGAAGUCAACGAGCAGCCGCUGGCCAUGACCAAGUCCAACCGGAUCCGCUCGGUGCGUCCGCAGACCGCUGUGUUCCGUGGCAUGAUCGGCCACAGCAUGGUCAACAGCAAGAUCCUGCUGCUGCACCGGCCCAAGGUGUGGUGGGAGCUGGAGGGCCCGCAGGUGCCGCUGCGUCCCGACUGCCUGGCCAUCGUCAACAACUUCGUCUUCCUGCUGGGCGGCGAGGAGCUGGGCCCCGACGGCGAGUUCCACGCCUCGUCCAAGGUGUACCGCUACGACCCGCGGCAGAACUCGUGGCUGCGCAUGGCCGACAUGUCGGUGCCGCGCUCGGAGUUCGCCGUGGGCGUGAUCGGCAAGUACGUCUACGCGGUGGCGGGCCGCACGCGGGACGAGACCUUCUACUCGACGGAGCGCUAUGACAUCGUGGAGGACAAGUGGGAGUUCGUGGACCCGUACCCGGUCAACAAGUAUGGCCAUGAGGGCACGGUGCUCGGCGGCAAGCUCUACAUCACCGGCGGCAUCACCUCGUCGUCCACCUCCAAGCAGGUGUGCGUGUUCGACCCCAGCAGAGAGGGGGCGCCAGAGCACCGUGCGCGCCGCACGCCCGUCCUCAACAGCUGCUGGGAGAACAAGUCCAAGAUGAACUACGCCCGCUGCUUCCACAAGAUGAUCGCACACAACGGGAAGCUCUACGUGUUCGGCGGCGUGUGCGUCAUCCUGCGCGCCUCCUUCGAGUCGCAGGGCUGCCCGUCCACGGAGGUGUAUAACCCGGAGACGGACGAGUGGACCAUCCUGGCGUCCAUGCCCAUCGGCCGCAGUGGCCACGGCGUGGCGGUGCUGGACAAGCAGAUCAUGGUGCUGGGCGGCCUGUGCUAUAACGGCCACUAUAGCGACUCCAUCCUCACGUUCGACCCGGAGGAAAACAAGUGGAAGGAGGACGAGUAUCCCAGGAUGCCUUGCAAACUGGACGGGCUGCAGGUGUGCAGCCUGCACUUCCCGGAGUAUGUGCUGGAACACGUCAGGCGGUGCAGCUGAGACAGGGAGGGCGUCCGGAGUAUGUGCUGGAACACGUCAGGCGGUGCAGCUGAGACAGGGAGGGCGUCCGGACGUCCGACCCUCUUCCUGCCCCCACCCCCACCCCCCCACCUCCCUCCUUUCUAGUUCCACCAUCUGUUUUCAGGACAAUGAACAGAAAACGUUUACAGGUGUGAAAAAUAAUACUACAUUACUGAUGAAGCGUUUAAUCCGUAGGCCAGUGCUUAUUUAAACAAACAAACAAAGAAACAAAAAAGAAAGAAAGAAAACAUAAGAACAACCAGUAAACAGCAUACUUUUUAGUCUUAACUGAUUCAAGGGAGACCACGGCUAUUGGUCCAUCUUGCCAUUUUCAAAUUUAGCUUUCUCAGAAAAGGGAGAUAAAGGACAACAAAAAAAGGUUCUGGGUUAUUUAUUUGGUGCAUUACUCAGUUGAACCAACUUCCAUGUUCCCUGUCCACUACAUGAUGUCACCCCUCUCAUCCUGUUUCCUGUGACAUCAUUCUUACUUCCUGUCAUCUAGCGCUCUAUGUGUUUGGGGAAGUGAGAGGGUAUAUGUUAGAGAAAGGUAUGUGUGUAUAUGCAAACAUCUGCAGGAAAGCCUAUCCCAAAGCUUCAACCAAUUCAUCCUGUCCCCUCGGCCUGGUCAGUAACCCAAUCUCAUGAAAAACAAACAAGAGAGAGGAAAUAAACACUACCCCGUUAAUUUAUCCAUUGUAUUUCUCUGGCUGCUUUUUUGAUGUCAGCUGAUAUAUUCUUGUAAACGAUGGGGAAAAUGCUGUUGACAAGCAUUGCACUUCUUGAGGUGUCAACACUGCAAUAACACUGGGUUCUUCACUGCUGACUGGACUGCAGGUAGGAGAGGGACUGAUCAUUUGAGGGUCUUAACUCCUGCUGCUGCCCGUACGUGGGAGAGGGACUGAUCAUUUCUGCUGCCCGGACGUGGGAGAGGGACUGAUCAUUUCUGCUGCCCGUACGUGGGAGAGGGACUGAUCAUUUGAGGGUCUUAACUCCUGCUGCUGCCCGUACGUGGGAGAGGGACUGAUCAUUUCUGCUGCCCGGACGUGGGAGAGGGAUUGAUCAUUUCUGCUGCCCGUACGUGGGAGAGGGACUGAUCAUUUGAGGGUUGUAACUUCUGCUGCCUGUAUUUAUGCUAUUUUGUCCCCUUCUCUAUUUAUUCUCUGUGGGUCCGGCCGCUUGCGGUGUCCACCCCCAAUCUGUUGAACAGAAACCAGCUGCUGUAUCCCAUUGACUCCCAUCACUUUUGUCCCCACGAGCUAAAGGGCUAAAGCACAUUAGCAUUUCUGCAGCCUGCCAUGUCACGCUCAGUCCAUCAUUUCUACUGACGAUUAUAAUCAGCAUAAGUGGAUUAGAGGACUCGUAUGAUAUUUAUGACAUUGUGUGCGUUUUGUCCGUCCUUCCUCUCUUCCUCUCUUCCUACACCUGUCAUCCAAGCGGCCGUGACGUCUGGAGAUUAACCUGUUCUCAUCUGAUCUUCCUGGUUCUGUCAGUGUCAUGUACAUAGAUAUGCCAAAAUAACGGUCUUUGACAAAUUCUAUAUACUGUGCAGACCAAAAUGUAAUAGGCUACUCGGGGGCACAGCUGUUAGCUUUUUAAACUUGUCACCUUUUCCCUUUGCAGGUUGGAAAAAAAAAACAGUACUGGUAGAACAUCACCCUGUAACUGUAUCUGAGGAAAAAAAAGCAAAAUCAAGUUGCUUAAAGAAACAUGUUGGUAACAUAAUUAUUCACUACUAUUUGGACACUUUGUAAUUUCUUUCCAGAAAUAAAUGUUCAUAUUGUUCA